AUGGAGUUGAGGCCUCCGGGCAACGCAGGCGUGGAUUUCGAGGGUCCGGAGAAGAGAAACCGCGGAUCUCACUUCGCGGUCCAGCAGGGGGUGGCUCUCCAGCUUCCGGACGCGCUGGGGCCCCUCCUCCAACCCCGGCGGCCAGGUGGGCGCUUCCUGCCGCCCCGAACAGGCGUCUCCCAGCCCCGCCUGGCCGGGCUCCCGCGGGCCCCGGUCGGGCAGCGGCGCCCAGAGCGCGCAGAGGCUGGGCGGCCGCCGCGUUCCGGCCUCGAACCCGCCGCCCCGGCUCCAGGCGCGGCCCGAGCUGGCCUGGUUCUGCUUCAGGACCCCUGCGAUGUCAGAGGUCGACUGAAUAACGCCGAAGGCUGUUUUUCUUUCCCGAAGCACACAGUGAAGAAGAAACAGACUCAGAGGUGCCUCUGCUGCAGAUGUGAGACAGAAAGAUCCAGACAUGGGCUGCUGAGUAUGCCGGGGCUCCAGGGAAAGGAAAGAGCAGGAGCUCCAUAUAACAGUAGAGGCUCCAGCCUUCUCUCCCAUCAUCUCAGAAGCAGCACCGAGGCUAUGGGCUCAGGAAGACCUAAGGUGGAAGCAGACAUGCUGCUUACUAGCUGUGUGACCAUAGGCAUGUAAUGUAGAUCCUCCCUGGAAA
Eubalaena glacialis (North Atlantic right whale) is the source of this 649-nucleotide messenger RNA. RefSeq lists its product as uncharacterized. Bases 1 to 630 code for a protein of 209 amino acids. The record is from RefSeq and is a predicted model, not a curated record. The transcript has 4 exons. Lineage: Eukaryota; Metazoa; Chordata; Mammalia; Artiodactyla; Balaenidae.